UAGAAAGAGUCGGAAGGAGCGGCGGCGCGCACGGAGCUGGCCUGGCUCCUCGGGAGCGCGCCGCGGGGCCCCGCCCUGUCUCGGUGCUGCGGCCAGGCUCCGGAGCCCGCGGGCGGCAUUGGCUGGGCUACCCAGUUUUCAGGAUUUACAAAAGGUGCAAAUUUGGGCAGUUCUGAAGACUACAAUUUUGUGAACUUGUAAAACAGACAAUCCGUUUGAAAUGUGGUGGUUUCAGCAAGGCCUCAGUUUCCUUCCCUCAGCCCUUGUAAUUUGGACAUCUGCUGCUUUCAUAUUUUCAUACAUUACUGCAGUAACACUCCACCACGUGGACCCUGCCUUGCCUUACAUCAGUGACACUGGUACAGUAGCUCCAGAAAAAUGCCUAUUUGGGGCGAUGUUAAAUAUUGCUGCAGUUUUAUGCAUUGCUACCAUUUAUGUUCGUUAUAAGCAAGUUCAUGCCCUGAGUCCUGAAGAGAACAUUAUCAUCAAGUUAAACAAGGCUGGCCUUGUACUUGGAAUACUGAGUUGUUUAGGACUUUCUCUUGUGGCAAAUUUCCAGAAAACAACGCUUUUUUUUGCACAUGUCAGUGGAGCUGUGCUCACCUUUGGUAUGGGCUCAUUAUAUAUGUUUGUUCAGACCAUCCUUUCCUACCAAAUGCAGCCUAAAAUUCAUGGCAAACAAGUCUUCUGGAUCAGACUACUGUUGGUUAUUUGGUGUGGAGUAAGUGCAUUUAGCAUGCUGACUUGCUCAUCAAUUUUAUACAGUGGUGAUUUUGGCACUGAUUUAGUACAGAAACUCCAUUGGAACCCUGAGGACAAAGGAUAUGUGCUUCACAUGGUAACUACUGCAGCAGAAUGGUCUAUGUCAUUUUCCUUCUUUGGUUUUUUUCUGACUUACAUUCGUGAUUUUCAGAAAAUUUCUUUACGAGUGGAAACGAAUUUACAUGGAUUAACCCUUUAUGAUACUGCUCCUUGCCCUGUUAUUGAUGAACGAACACAACUACUUUCCAGAGAUCUUUAAUGAAAAUCUAAAAUAUUUCUGUGCUGAUUAUGAUUCUCAGGGAUUGGGAAAAGAUUCAGAAAAGUAGCUUACUACCCUCUGAAAUUUUCAAACAGUUAAUCAAGACUGACAGUGACAUGAAUCCUGAUAAUCAGGAGGCAUGAAAUAAGUCAUUUGAUAAGUCAUUUUAAGGAUAUCAAGAGGACUAUUUAAAAACAUUUAUGCCUAUACUUUUUUAUUCCAGGAAAUAAAGGACUAUAACAUUGUA
Molecule: messenger RNA, 1268 nt
Organism: Sciurus carolinensis (gray squirrel)
Lineage: Eukaryota; Metazoa; Chordata; Mammalia; Rodentia; Sciuridae
Gene: Dram2
Product: DNA damage regulated autophagy modulator 2
Exons: 9
Coding region: 221-1021 (266 amino acids)
Biological process (GO): regulation of autophagy; photoreceptor cell maintenance
Cellular component (GO): lysosome
Source: RefSeq, a predicted model, not a curated record